Molecule: messenger RNA, 1152 nt
Organism: Meloidogyne enterolobii
Lineage: Eukaryota; Metazoa; Nematoda; Chromadorea; Rhabditida; Meloidogynidae
Source: the annotation of a GenBank genome assembly
AUGACAGCAACUAGUUCUCUGCCAUCAACUGGAAGCACCCGAACAGGCUCAACAUCUUCAAUUUCAACUACAAACUCUUCCUACAAAUCUCGCCAACCUCGCAACUCUAUAGUCGAACAGGAGUCAAUUUAUGAUGAAUACAACAUUGUUUGUGAACAAUUUCUUUCUGUAAAUGUUGGCACUUUACACCAACAACAACAAAAUUCUUAUAACAAUUAUUCAAGUGGGACUAAUUUUAGUGCAACUCGUGCUUGGAUUGAUGGGAAGGAAUGGGAAUUCUCCGUUAUAACAAAGAAUAAUCAGCACAUACUUAGACUGACACUAUUAGAGCUGGAUUGGCACUGUGUUUCUGUAGAUGCCGAAGUUUGUUUUUGGCAGUGGCACAGAGGGAAACAAAUACAGAUUUUACAAAGAGGCGCAAAAUGCUUCCAACAGCCUGAAAGUUAUGUUCAAUUCCAGCCUAAUACUGGCAAUAAUUACAGUAGUAAUUGCCCUUCCGACGGGCAUUUUUACGUUCUUAUACGCUUGCUAGAACGUCGUCAACGCUUAGAAAACUUUGGGAAUAUCCCCGUUGAUGAAUCAGAAUGCAUUAAUCUUACAGUUGGCACCGAUUCCUUCACCGUUUCAAAGCACUAUUUAAUGUCCCUCUCUCCUGUCUUUCAAAAAAUGUUUAAUAAUGCUGAACAGGACGAACAGGAAGGGGAACAUAGGGAAGAAGAACACCAACAAAAAGAGGUGUUGGUGGAUGAGGCGAGUCCUGAAGCAAUGAAACAAUUUUUGGAAGCUAUUUCGCCAAAGCAAAUACAUCCAAAUCCCAACAAUGUCUAUCAACUACUCAAACUCGCAAACCGAUUCCAAGUCGAUUUUCUUCGUAAAAAAUGUGAGGCACACCUAAUCCAUUGUGUUGAGAUGCCUCUAAUGGAAAGAUUAAUUUAUGCAGAUGCUUAUCAUUUGGAUAAAUUGAAGAAUUAUAUCCUCAAAAGUUUGAGUGGCGCAGGUCUAAGAGAAUUUUACGAUGAGAAUCAGUCAGCAAUGCAUUUGUUGGGUAUGGAAUUGUUAAUUCAACUGACACAAAGGAUAUGUUCAAGUGUAAAAAGGAUGGAACGGAUCUCUCUCUGUCAGAAUUGUCAGAAGAAUGUAGUUCGAGAAUGA